Paramuricea clavata is the source of this 7288-nucleotide messenger RNA. The record is from the annotation of a GenBank genome assembly. Lineage: Eukaryota; Metazoa; Cnidaria; Anthozoa; Malacalcyonacea; Plexauridae.
AUGCAGGCCUCAACCUCUGAAGCUGAAGAUACCGUAAGCGAAAUUACCGUGAAUACCGAUGCAAAAAAGAGCAAAUACAACGUCACCAAAGGCAAAGAGAAUUUCGUGUGGACAGAUACCGAAGUUGAGCUACUACUUUCAAUCACACAGGAGUACAAAACACGGAAAACUAACGAAGGAGUUUAUUGGAGCAGUUGCAAAAACAAGUACAGUGAAUUAAACGAAAUGUUUGUGGAGAAGUUGAUGCUUGUUGAUCAAACCGAAGGCGAGUAUCCACAUGAAGUAGUUGAGUUUCAACAAAAUCCUGCUAGACUUUCUCGUAAAAUCAAACAAUUGAGAAAUAAAUAUGCAACUGCUGUGAGAGCUGGGAAGAAAAGUGGUGGGGGUAGACAAGUUUUCAAGUUCUACGACCUCUGUCAGGAUGUUUUUGGGGGGAAUGCUGCAGCCGAGCAAAUACCUGGAGGUAUUGAAACUAAUCAUCAUGGUCCUGAACCUAUCAGUGGCACAAUGGUAAACCAAGAAAAUGUUGAACCAAGUCAACAGGAAAACACCACACUUGAUUCCGACGAGAAUUGCUCUGGAGAUGAAUUAUUUGUUCCAGCAAAAGCACAGCCAACCAAACGCCGUCACCUUAUCACUGACCAGAGGAGGUUGGACAGCCAAUUAGGCGAACAUCUCGACCAAUCAGAUUGCGCCAUUUUCUUCAUGCUCGCACGAAGCUUUUAGCAUCGAAAAUUUACAUAGGGCUCAUAAAUAUCGAUUUUUUUCAUAUUGUUAUGCAAUUUUUUUGGAAAAUUUCACGCGAUACUACUUUUACAACAGUCAAUCUACCCAUUGGAACGGUAUCUUAAAAGGUAAGCGUCAUUUUCCAGUUUAUUUUGACCUCUCACUUAGGCGCUAUACCGUCGCGAUGUAAUUUAAUGGCGUUUCUGUCAACAAUCUUUGAAGACAAAAAUCUCAAAUCUCCAUGGUUCGAUUUCUCUAUUUUUUUCACGAUUAGUUAGAUAAAAGUAUAAUCUUUAAUUCUAUCCAGCCGGCCCCCCUCGGCCUCUCAACCGUUUUCGAGAUAUUCACCGUUGAAUAUAGCCCUUUGUGAAAUAUGCUGCCUUGUCACUCAGAUCAAUAAUGAACUGCUAUUUAUACUAGCUUUUUUCUAAAGAAAUUUGAUAUACUACAGAAGUCUCGAUAUAUUACGGAUUUAUAUGUAUUGUUUAAAGUAUGUAAGUAAUUAAAGCACUUCUGUAACAAUAUUUUAUUGCUGAAAUUUAUUGUUUGGCUGAUGUUUUAGAUUUGAGAUUCGUGAUUUUGGCUAGUGGAUUCUAUUUUUGUCAAUGAUUCUGUCUGCAAGAAUUAUUAAAGCAUCAUCAUUAAAUUCGGAGUUCUAAACUUGUUCACCUCUCUGGUAAAUGUUAUUGAUAUGAUGACUUCUGGAUUUUCAAAACUAACCCAGAGACAACCAGAACAACUACUCAUCCACCUGUUUCAAUAAUGGCUGGUAAAACUUAAUCCUGGUUUAGAUGCUAAAUUCAAAUGUACCUCAAAAUUUUCUCCCACUUGUUGCCAAGGCUAUGUCUGUACUUCAUGCUGGUCAAAAAGACAAUCUGAUUUAUAUAGCUGCUCGAUGCUUUGGAGAACAACGCCAUGGAGAUGUUUUAAUAUCUAACACCAAUUAAAAUUGGUCCUAGAAUGCCAUUGGAUAGAAUGCCCUUUAUAGCAGUGAAGGCCCACUUGGCCUUAUUUAACAGUAUUUUGUAUAAAUGCUGUUACACAACUAAUUCAGAUAAAGUUUGAGAAAUGGUUGUUCUUAUGCACCUAUCAAUGUUAAGCUCCACAGAGGGGCGUCGGACAUAUGUGGGGCAUUUGAUUUUUUGAGCAAAUUUUCAAUCAAAUGUCCCACUGUUGGGCAAUAAAUAUCGGCCAAACACCCCAACAUUUUGCAAUAAACUGCACUAAAUACUAUGUUAAUAAAAGUCAUUUUGGUUCAAAUUGCACUAACUCAGGCCCAAAAUCCUAAUCAAAAUCCCUAGGGUUGGGAUGCAAUUAAUGAUCAAAUACCCUACAUCUGGGACUUAAUAUUGAUAGGUGUGCAUAUGCAGGGUUUUUUUGUAUUGUCAUAUAAUGUACCACAAAGUAUCAGCAGCAUGUUAUUGUGGGACCUUUGAUCAAUAUGUAUAUAAAUAGACAUAUUUUUGUUCUAUUGUUGCAUUAAUUUUAAUGAAAAAUUACUCACAAAGUUGGUCAAGUGAAUGUAUAAACUAUUUAUUUAUUCAUUUAGUGUACAGCACAUGUUACAAUUAUGUACUUAAUUGACAGACAUUGUUUUAAUGACAGACAUUGUUUUAAUUGCACCCACUUGUGAUUAACCUAGUUUUUGUUUAUUAAAAAUGCUGACAAAAAAUCUAAAAAGUUAGCCAAUUGAAAUAACAGCAUUUCUAUAACUUGCUAAACCUAGUCAGUUGCUAUUAUAUCACAAACAUAUGUCAACAUACACUCAUGCUCUUCUUUACCACUUGAGUCUCCCACUCACCACAUUACUUUAAUGAAAUUUUUGGAUAAAAUACUAUUUUAAAAUGUAAGUCAACCCUAUACUUGAUAUGCUGAACAUAGACCUCUAAGAUAUCUCCUGCGGCAAUUAGUGGGUGCAAAUACUUGCAUAGUUCGGAAGCAAUAUUAAAUAACCAACAUGUGUCCAUCCAGUUCCAUAUAGUCCAGAUCAAUUGCACUUGGGUCCAUUGGAUUCAAUUGCUCUGGCAUAUUCUUACAUUCACUGGUUUAUCUUGUCCAUGAAGAGCAAGUAUAUUGCCUGUUCCAAAUGAUGUUGGUAGUUUUUCUCAUGAGCAGCGCUGGUGCACUUGAAUGGUACAGCAUGGAUGAUUUCGUUCUCGUCACUUUCAUCCUCAUCACUUAACUGGUCACCACUUUCUGCCGUAUCACCUUCAUUACCAUAUAUCCAUCCUGACCAGGUUCAAGACCAGCCAACCACUCAAGUAGAUUUCUUUCUACAAAAUCAUAACAAGAAAUUUUUUAUUUUAUACAUACACUGUAAUCUCUAAAAUUAGCAAUCUAAUGCAAAAGUGUGUCACUAUUUACAGUAAUAUUAGAACAACACACAAAUAUGGCAAUAUUACUUACAGAUGAAAAUUGAAAAAUAUAUAACUACUGUAUAAUAACUAUCACAGUGACAGAGUACAUAGACACACACAAUAGGGUCAAACUAGAGGCAAUAAACACAAAUAUUACGCUAUAAUUUUGUGCAGUGUAUUUCUGAAAUUACAGUACAGUACAACUGUACAGUACAAGAAUAAAAACAACAAAGCGGAAAUUUGACUAUAAAAUAACAAGAUAACUGUAAUGCAUUGUAUUAUACCAACCUUAAAUACUGCGCUUGUUUUCACGUUGAUGAUACACGAAGAUUUAACGCCAUCCAACUUAGAAAGAAGAGCCUUGCUAUUGGGAUUUGGGAAUAUUUAUAUAAACACAAUUCCUUCGCUCAGACGGAUUAUUUAUGAACUAAACUAAAAUGACAGCACGUCCCAUGCAAUUUUAAAAAAGGUAAACUUGGUAUAGCAAAACACAAGUCAUAAUGAGGAUCGCAACACUACAGCAAUAUGCUGUUCUGACACAAUAGUCGUUCGAAAGCUUCCAUAUUUGUUUAGUCAGAGAGAUGUUCACUCCUCGAUAGUCAACAGUCAAUGAAGCCACGCCGUGGAAUUAGGCGCUCAAUACCCAUGAUGCUUUGCGGCCUGCUGUCCAACCUCCUCUGAUCACUGACUUAAGAAGUCAAAAAUUGAAAAAGAAAAUCACCACAGAUCAGCAAAUGAUUAAUAUAGCCCAGAAAGAGCUUGUCCUACAAGAAAUAACCUGAAGUUCAGGCCCUAAUUUGGGCAUGGUAGACUUUACGGGUAGCGGAUUGCGGAGUGCGGAUUGCGGAUGCGGAUUGCGGAUGCGGAUUGCGGAUGCGGAUUGCGGAUUACGGAUGUGGAUUGCGGAUGCGGAUUGCGGAUGCGGAUUGCGGAUUACGGAUGCGGAUUGCGGAUUGCGGAUGCGGAUUGCGGAUGCGGAUUGCGGAUGCGGAUUGCGGAUGCGGAUUGCGGAUGCGGAUGCGGAUUGCGGAUUGUGAACCCAUACAAAUCGUUUAUUUCUUCGGAAAAAAGCCACAAUAAUUGCUUGAAGCUACUUGUAGCAAUGCUAAGCCCCCUAGGAAAUGGCUAUAUAUGUCUUGGUUAUAACGGAGUAUAUCCGUGUUAGAAUAUUUCGACAAUAAAGAAUAAACCAAGUUUGAAUAAAAUGAAACACGCAGAUUCAAACAUUUCGUAAGUCACAUCGCGUGUACGGCGUGUAUGGAGCUAAAGAAUUCAUUGACCGAUGACAAAUAGUGACAAAGAAAAUAUAGUGACGUUUAGUGUUUACUGCUAGACGUACAUCCAGGCUCUAAAUAGUUACUUUCAAGAAAAAUUAGGUAGAUACAUAGAUGUUUAUUUACCCUAAUCACCACAAAUGUUUAAGUUGUUAAUAAACAACCUCAAGAAAUCGGAUUUUGUGCAAGGCUGAUAAUAUUCUAUUUAUUUUAAUUAAUAUUCUGGAGGAAACACAGUGAAGGUUAGUUUUUAUAGUGAAUACUAUUUAUCAAUACUGAUUACUGUUGAUUUGAAACUCGAUUUUGAUAAUUAUACAGUGUCGGUGAAACGAGGACGCAAAAUCAAUGGACAAUGGCGGAUUUUCAAGAAAAUCAUUAUUUUCAAAAUAGGCCGUUUCAAUUUUAAUAAGUUUUCGUUUCAACUGUGUCUUUAAAGGUUUAUAACUAUAUAUUUUGAAAGCUUCAAAUGCGUGUGCUUAUAUGCGCAGCAAGGUGAGAUUUUGAAAAUGUAAUAUAUAUUUUUGAAUUUCCGUGGCAUAACAACAGUUUGUUGCGAACAUUUUCUCGGCGAAUUUUCUACUAACCUGAAUAUAAAUCCAACUAAAAUGUAGGCAUUUUCAUAAGCUUUCAAACCAUCCGCGUUGCAUGGGUGUAUGUCGUUAAAUUUCGAAUUAAUAUAAGCGGUUGAACCUCAUGCCUAAAACCAGACAUUAUAUUGUCCGACUAGAAUGUGUAUUCCGACGGCGAUUUUUACACCCUCGUUUAGGCAACGAAUUCUCGCUCAAUAUUCUAGCUACAAUAUUAUAGCUCGUAUCAAAAUGUAGCUGAAUUCGCCAGCUAUCUGACAAUUUACGUAAAAUUAUUGUACCUGUAAUAUUCGCACAGAUAUAGUCGAAUAAAAGUCGUAUGUUUAUGUUGCAUUAAACUUUCUAAUUAUAAUUCUGGUUUCAAAUUUUGUUUACAUUGUGUGAUUUUGACCCCGUCGUUUAGACAACGUUUUCUCGCUCAAUAUUGUAGCUACAGGAAUAUAGCUCCCGCUAAAAUGUAGGCAUUUUCACCAGCUAUCUGACAAUAUGGGUAAAAUUAUUAUACUUUUAAUAUUCGCACAGAUAUAGACGAAUAAAGUCAUGUUUAUGUUGCAUUAAACUUUCUAAUUAUAAUUCUGGUUUCAAAUAUUGUUUACAUUUUGUUAUUUUGACCCCGUCGUUUAGACAACGUUUUCUCGCUCAAUAUUGUAGCUACAGGAAUAUAGCUCCCACUAAAAUGUAGGCAUUUUCACAAGCAUUCAAACCAUCUGCGGUAGGGGUGAAUAUCGUUAAAUUUCGAAUUAAUAUAAGCUGUUGAAACUUUUGCCUAAACCAGACAUUAUAUUGUCCGACGGUAAUUUUGACACACCCUCAGCUGGCCUCAGCUCGUUUAGACAACAAAUAAGUUUAAUGCAACAUAAACAUACAACUUUUAUUCGACUAUAUCUGUGCGAAUAUUACAGGUACAAUAAUUUUACGUAUAUUGUCAGAUAGCUGGUGAAUUCAGCUACAUUUUGGUACGAGCUAUAAUAUUGUAGCUAGAAUAUUGAGCGUUGCCUAAACGAGGGUGUAAAAAUUGCCGUCGGAAUACACAUUCUAGUCGGACAAUAAAAUGUCUGGUUUUAGGCAUGAGGUUCAACCGCUUAUAUUAAUUCGAAAUUUAACGACAUACACCCCCAACGCGGAUGGUUUGAAAGCUUAUGACAAUGCCUACAUUUUAGUUGGACUUAUAUUCAGGUUAGUAGAAAAUUCGCCGAGAAAAUGUUCGCAACAAACUGUUGUUAUGCCAUGGAAAUUCAAAAAUAUCUAUUACAUUUUCAAAAUCUCGCCUUGCUGCGCAUGUAAACACACGCAUUUGAAGCUUUCAAAAUAUAUAGUUAUAAACCUUUAAAGACACAGUUGAAACGAAAACUUAUUAAAAUUGAAACGGCCUAUUUUGAAAAUAAUGAUUUUCUUGAAAAUCCGCCAUUGUCCAUUGAUUUUGCGUCCUCGUUUCACCGACACUGUAUAAUUAUCAAAAUCGAGUUUCAAAUCAACAGUAAUCAGUAUUGAUAAAUAGUAUUCACUAUAAAAACUAACCUUCACUGUGUUUCCUCCAGAAUAUUAAUUAAAAUAAAUAGAAUAUCAUCAGCCUUGCACAAAAUCCGAUUUCUUGAGGUUGUUUAUUAACAACUUAAACAUUUGUGGUGAUUAGGGUAAAUAAACAUCUAUGUAUCUACCUAAUUUUUCUUGAAAGUAACUAUUUAGAGCCUGGAUGUACGUCUAGCAGUAAACACUAAACGUCACUAUAUUUUCUUUGUCACUAUUUGUCAUCGGUCAAUGAAUUCUUUAGCUCCAUACACGCCGUACACGCAAUGUGACUUACGAAAUGUUUGAAUCUGAGUGUUUCAUUUUAUUCAAACUUGGUUUAUUCUUUAUUGUCGAAAUAUUCUAACACGGAUAUACUCCGUUAUAACCAAGACAUAUAUAGCCAUUUCAUAGGGGGCUUAGCAUUGCUACAAGUAGCUUCAGGCAAUUAUUGUGGCUUUUUUCCGAAGAAAUAAACGAUUUGCAUGGGUUCACAAUCCGCAAUCCGCAUCCGCAAUCCGCAUCCGCAAUCCGCUACCCGUAAAGUCUACCAUGCCCUAUUGCGUAUCGUACUAGCGUAUGCCAGCGCAUGAAAAAUAUCACUUAUACGCCGGUAUAUGCUUCUCACACGUUUCUCUCAUACGCAAUAGUGCGACAGGGCCUUAAAGAAAGCUUGAUAUGUUUUCUAUUGCUCAAUAUACAUAUGAGUGCACGUGGUUCAAGUAAAAAUGGAACCGCACAGCUAAUACUAUAACUAACAUUUCACUUUUACUUGAACCACUCGACAUAUAUCAUAUUUCAAUUUUAGCAUUAGCCGUGGACUUAUCAAAAGUGCAAG